GUAGAGCGGAACUUGAUCGAGUAAUGUCGUUGUUGCUAUCGCUGGUCGCGCUUUUGGUGUCGCUGCUUUUGUUCGUGGCCCACCGACGUCAUGGAUAUUGGCAGAGGAGGGGUAUUCCGCACGAUGUGCCCCACCCACUUUACGGGAAUAUCAAGGACUGGCCCAAGAAGCGACACAUCGCGAAGAUUUUCCGGGACUACUAUCUGAAGUACAAGGGCUCGGACUAUCCAUUCGCUGGCUUUUUCUUCUUUUUCACCAGAACUGCUGUUAUUAUCAACUUGGAAUUGGUAAAGAGAGUGUUGAUCAAGGACUUUAAUCACUUUGAGAAUCGCGGUAUUUUCUACAAUGAGAUCGAUGAUCCACUUUCGGCUACCGUGUUCAGCAUUGAGGGUCAGAAGUGGCGUCACUUAAGGCAUAAACUAACGCCCACUUUUACGUCCGGCAAAAUGAAGAACAUGUUUCCUAUUGUUGUAAAGGUUGGUGAGGAAAUGGAGAAGAUCUUCAGUGGUAAAACUACCUCGGGUCAAGGCCAAGUCCUGGAAAUUGUGGAUCUUGUGGCCCGAUAUACAGCUGAUGUAAUCGGCAACUGUGCGUUCGGUCUCAAUUGCAACAGUCUUAACAAUCCAAAAGCGGACUUUGUGACUAUUGGCAAACGGGCGAUCACCGAUCGUCGCUAUGGAGGAAUGCUCGACUUCUUUCUUUUCGGUUUCCCAAAGUUAUCUCGCCGCUUGCGCCUCAAAUUGAAUGUUCAGGAAGUGGAGGACUUUUACACUAAAAUUGUAAGAGAUACAAUCGACUACCGAUUGAAGACCAAAGAGAAGAGGCAUGACUUUAUGGACAGCUUAAUCGAAAUGUACCAGAAAGAGCAGGCUGGAAACUCGGAAGAUGGUCUUACCUUCAACGAGCUACUGGCCCAAGCUUUUAUUUUCUUUGUGGCUGGUUUCGAGACGAGUUCUACGACCAUGGGAUUCGCCCUCUACGAACUGGCCCGCAACCAGGAUGUUCAGGAUAGACUCAGGGAGGAGAUUACAAAUGUUCUGGGCAAGCACAACAACGAGUUUACCUACGAGGGAAUCAAAGAGAUGAAGUACCUGGAGCAGGUUGUUAUGGAGACCCUCCGCAAGUAUCCAGUUCUGGCUCAUCUUACAAGAAUGACCGAAGCAGACUUUUCACCAGAAGAUCCGAAGUACUUUAUUGCCAAGGGCACCAUCGUUGUGAUUCCAGCCCUUGGCAUUCAUUAUGAUUCAGAAAUAUAUCCCGAACCCGAGAAGUUUAAGCCGGAGCGUUUUACGGAGGAGGCGAUUGCUGCGAGACCGUCUUGCACCUGGCUUCCAUUUGGCGAAGGUCCCCGAAACUGCAUUGGUCUUCGAUUUGGGUUGAUGCAAACUUGCGUGGGACUGGCCUACCUGAUCAAGGGCUAUAAGUUUAGUGUCGCCCCGGAGACGCAGAUACCCAUGAAGGUUGUCGUGAAGAGCAUUCUUCUGUCUGCGGAGAAUGGAAUUCACCUUAGAGUCGAGAAGCUUUCCAAAUGAUAUUACUAACAAUAUAAAAGUAGAGUGACGAUAUGAUAUAGUAUAUACUUAUAAUUGUACAUUUCUGUGAAAAUUAUAAUUCUUAUAUAUAA
Drosophila subpulchrella is the source of this 1624-nucleotide messenger RNA. It is a transcript of the gene Cyp6a23, whose product is annotated as probable cytochrome P450 6a23. Lineage: Eukaryota; Metazoa; Arthropoda; Insecta; Diptera; Drosophilidae. The transcript is spliced from 2 exons. Bases 24 to 1532 code for a protein of 502 amino acids. The record is from RefSeq and is a predicted model, not a curated record. Gene Ontology annotation, molecular function: heme binding; oxidoreductase activity, acting on paired donors, with incorporation or reduction of molecular oxygen; monooxygenase activity.